Messenger RNA from Spizellomyces punctatus DAOM BR117, 669 nucleotides. RefSeq lists its product as uncharacterized. The record is from RefSeq and is a predicted model, not a curated record. The transcript is spliced from 8 exons. The coding region runs from base 1 to 669 and encodes 222 amino acids. Gene Ontology annotation, molecular function: ATP binding; ATP hydrolysis activity. Lineage: Eukaryota; Fungi; Chytridiomycota; Chytridiomycetes; Spizellomycetales; Spizellomycetaceae.
AUGACCAUUUUACAAGUCGAAAACCUGAGCUUAACUCUACCAAACGGUUCGCACCUCUUCUCCAACGUUCACUUCUCCCUUGAGCUAGACAAGCGAAAUCCGAGGAUUCUAGCCGUUCGUGGUCCCAGUGGUUCUGGAAAGACGACAUUGUUGAAAUGUCUCGCCCAACUCAUACCGUACAAUUCCGGCAAGAUCACCUUAGAUGGAAGAACACCAGAGCAGUACGGCAUAACAGAGUGGAGAUCGCGGGUUAUGUACGUCCCCCAACGACCACCGAUCCUACCUGGAACACCUGCCAAAUUUCUAGAAACGGUGAAUACAUUUUCGGCUCAAAAGAAGCGGCAAUCUAAAUGUGUUGAUUCGAUUGAAUUGGCUGCUGGCUGGAAUUUGGCACCAGAGACAUGGGAUAAAGAAUGGAAUCAGCUUUCGGGAGGUGAAAUGCAACGAAUCGCAAUUGCCUGUGCCAUAUCGUGCGAACCAGACAUUUUGUUAUUGGAUGAGCCGACCAGUGCACUCGACCCUGAAACAUGCGAACUUGUCGAACAGUCCUUGAAGAGCUACACUUGCAUUUGGAUCACUCACAACCCAGAACAAGAACAUCGGAUGGCCACGUGUACCCUGACGUUGGAUGCAGAAGAUGGUGCAGAGGUGAGCGGUCCAUGUAAGUAG